AUGACUAAUCCAAGCAACUAUCCCAGGUUCUCCGAACGACCGGUGGGAAAACAGAUCCAUAACAUUUACAGAGAUCGGCUAGUGACGUUUGUUGAGGAAUUUCAAUAUGAAUCACAGAAUUUGCUCUCAGCUCUGUACCAUGCGCGCGUGGGAGAACCAGCGUUGAAGCUAUCAGUCUGGUCUGUCCCCGAUCUAUCACGUCCAACCUUCCAGUAUGCCGUAAAACAGCAAUUCAGGCCAACAAAAGUGGGCGAGUCUUUUGGGCCGGGCUGGUCUACGCACUGGUUCAAGGUCGAGCUGCAGAUUCCGCCGGAGCUGCAAAAUAAGUCAGACCUGCUCGAGUUGCAUUGGGACGCGAGUAAUGAAGGCUUUAUUUACCUAGAAAAUGGGCAUCCAGUGCAAGCGCUUAGCGGUGAAGGAGAGCGUGUAGAAUGGAUUAUUCCAUCCAGCUUCAAGGACGGCCAAAUGCACGUGUUCUACUUGGAAAUGGCAUGCAACGGCAUGUUUGGCCUGGGGAAAAGCGCAAGAAAUCAACCCCCUGACCCGAACCGUUACUUCAAGCUUGACACCGCUGAGAUUGUAGCUAUUAACAAGGAAGCUCGUGCCUUGUACUUUGACUACUCAAUUAUCAGUGACGCUGCACGACAAUUGCCUCAGAAGUCAUACGAAGCACAUGAGGCGCUCCAGGCUGCCAACAAAAUUAUAGAAAUUUUCACUGCCGGUAGUGGAAGCCUGGAUUCCAUUUCAGAAGCCAGGAAGGUAGCUCGCACGUUCCUCGGUGACAAUAUUGACACAGCAGAUGUGUACAAAUCAGACACGAAUCCGAUUGUGUACGCAAUUGGCCACUGCCAUAUUGACACGUGCUGGUUAUGGCCGUGGGAAGAAACGAGGAGAAAGGUGGCACGAUCCUGGUCGAAUCAAUGUGACCUUAUUGAUCGGUAUCCCGAGCAUCGUUUUACUGCCUCCUCUGCCCAGCAAUUCAAGUGGCUGAAGCAGGACUAUCCUUCCGUAUAUGCAAGAGUUCUGGAAAAGGUAAAGCAAGGCUCAUUCCAGCCUAUUGGUGGUAGCUGGGUUGAGCACGACACCAACAUGCCUAGUGGCGAAUCCCUAAUCCGUCAGUUCCUCUAUGGGCAGCGCUUCUUCGAAAGCGAAUUUGGUAAGCGCUCUGAAACAUUCUGGCUUCCUGAUACAUUCGGCUAUACCAGUCAGCUCCCUCAGCUCUCUCGGCUGGCGGGAAUGAGUCGAUUCGUGACUCAGAAGCUUAGCUGGAACAAUAUAAAUGACUUCCCUCACACAACAUUUAACUGGGUUGCCCUUGACGGAAGCCAGGUACUGUGUCAUAUGCCGCCGUCAGAAACCUACAAUGCCGAUGCGCAGUUCCAGGAGAUCGUAGACAGCAUUGAAAAACACAAGUCGCUUGAUCAAGAUCCGACAUCAUUGCUCAUAUUCGGCAAAGGUGAUGGUGGUGGCGGUCCGACAUUCCAACACAUUGAAACACUGCGUCGGUUCCGGGGUUUGGGGGACAAGGUCGGGGGAGCUAAUUUCCCACGAGUACACCUUGGUAAUUCGGUCGAUCAGUUCUUCGAAGCUUUGGAAAAAAAGGCGGCCAAUGGCACAGAAUUCGUGACCUGGUAUGGAGAGCUCUAUUUCGAAUUACAUCGGGGGACCUACACCACACAGGCAAACACCAAAAGGAACAACAGACUAGCUGAGAUCAUGAUUCAUGACGUCGAGUUUCUGGCUACCUUGGCUAGCGUUAGAAACAGGUCCGGCUAUAAGUAUCCGAAGAAAGAGAUUGAUGAUAUUUGGGAGCAGAUUUUGUUGUGUCAGUUCCACGACUGUCUGCCUGGUAGUUGCAUUAGUAUGUGUUACGAUGAUACCGAUACACUCUAUGCGGAGGUAUUCAAAUGCGGAAAGACGUUAUUGCAUGAUGCCAUAGCUGUAUUGGGACUUUCCCAUGAUAUUUCAUCCCCAAAUGGCAAGCUUGUUGCUCUUAACACAAUGCCAUGGUCACGCACGGAACUUGUAUCUCUGACAUCUUCAGAAUACGCUUUGGUAAAAGAAGGCGCUGGUGUGGCUACUGUUCAGGAACUUUCUCCUUCAGCCAAGCCAGGCGUUACUGUCACCGAGAUCAGGAAAGGCGUUUUCCAACUGGCUAACCAUCAGUACGAGCUGGAAGUCGAGAACGGGGUCAUCACAUCACUCAUCGAUCUCUCUGCGAAUCGCCGCCAAGUGCUCUCCAAAGGAGGCAAGGCCAAUCAAUUCGUUGUCUUCGAUGACAAGCCAUUGUAUCGACAGGCUUGGGACGUCGAGGUGUAUCACCUAACAUCUCGAAAUGAGUUGACUGGCGAAACGACAGAAAUCGGCGAGCAGAGUCCAUAUAAAGCAAGCCUUGUCACUAAGACCAAGAUCAGCGAAAAGAGCUGGCUGAAAUCAACCAUAAGUCUCAGCGCCAUUUUUGACAGUCAGCAAGAAUUUUCCUCUAUUGAGAUUAAUACCGAGGUUGAAUGGCACGAGAACAUGAAGUUUCUUAAGGUUGAAUUCGACGUCAAUAUUGUCAACACCGAGGCUUUGUACGAGACUCAAUAUGGUAUUGCUCGCAGACCAACACAUUACAACACUCAAUGGGAUAUGGCCAAGUUUGAGGUGUGCUGUCACAAGUGGGCGGAUCUGUCUGAAAAUGGCUAUGGAGUUUCCAUUUUGAAUGAUAGCAAAUACGGGUUCGCUACAUGUGGUCGGUUGAUGCGUUUGUCUCUUCUGCGCUCCCCAAAGGCCCCUGAUGCUCACGCUGAUAUGGGUCAUCAUCGUAUACGUUACGCGAUCUUCCCUCACAAAGGCCAAUUAGACGCUAGAACUAUCCGCGCAGGAUACAACUUCAACAAUCCAAUGAAGAUAUACUCGAAAAUAGACAGUUCCUCCUCUUUGGAUGAGGUCAGUGUAACUGGUGACACUUCCAUUAUCCUCGACGCCGUCAAAAGAGGAGAGGAUGACGAAGACGUCUCGCGUGGUGAAUUUGCGAAGAGACAAGGCCAAAGCGUCAUCCUACGUAUCUUCGAAAGCUUAGGAGGCCAGGCAACAGGGAACAUUAAAACGAAACUACCUGUUAAAGAAGUACGAAAGUGUAAUGUGUUAGAAGACGAUGAGGAGUCUUACGAAAUCACAGAUGGCCAGGUCAAAUUUGCCUUGCGGCCGUUCGAAGUUGCUACAUUUAGAUUGCAGUUGUGA
Molecule: messenger RNA, 3225 nt
Organism: Talaromyces atroroseus
Lineage: Eukaryota; Fungi; Ascomycota; Eurotiomycetes; Eurotiales; Trichocomaceae
Exons: 4
Coding region: 1-3225 (1074 amino acids)
Biological process (GO): mannose metabolic process; oligosaccharide catabolic process
Cellular component (GO): fungal-type vacuole membrane
Molecular function (GO): alpha-mannosidase activity; carbohydrate binding
Source: RefSeq, a predicted model, not a curated record